AUGGGUGACUUGGUAGGCCACCUGAUUCCUGGGGUGUUUUUGGUUUCCUUUGGACUCUAUUAUGCUUGGCUGGCUUCGUUGGCCAUCCUGAGGGGGCAGCGGCUCCUGGUUCCACCGCUUCCUCCCCGGGAUAAGAGGCUACGGGGCUGGCUCCAGCAGCUCCCCAUUGAGGGUUUGCUGAAGACUGCUGUCUCUAUCCCUGCCAUCCUGGGCUCUUUCUUCUUUCCAGUGGGCUCAAACAGGUUUGCCAUUAUAGACUGGGAAGACCCUGAGCAACAGUUCUUACAUCACAACACCUGGCAACACGUGACCAUAUACAUCUUCCUUUUCCUCAGUGGUAUGGUGGACGUAGUGAGUCGGAGCUGGCUGGCCAGGCAGCAGGUGAAGCUGGAGCAGGCUGCCCUGGCCUUGGCCUUCCAAGGAACUGCCAUGAUUUUCAUCUCCCACACUGAAGGCAAGGAUGUCCUAGAAGUCCGUAGCCACUUCUUGCUGGCAUUACCCAUCAUGUUGAUCGCUCUGGUGCUGACGAUUGAACUUUGGUUCCCUGACCAGCCUGUGCUUUGGGUGUUCAAGGCAUGGAUGCUUCUCCUGUUUGGCUCAUGGUGUGCCCACUUGGGGAGCAUACUCUAUCAUCCAAUUACUGGCCACCCCUGGAGGGCAGAUAAACCUGGAGAUAUCAUGUUUGUCACCACCUUCUUCUGUUGGCAUUUGAUCCUGGAUGCUCUGAUGAUAGCUGGUGUCUAUGGGCUCUGCAGCCUCUGGCAUCAUCGGUACCCACCUCAGCAGGGGUCAAAGAGGGUGGGGUACCAGCUGUGCCCCACAGAUUCCAUCACUGAGGACCUAAAGAAGCUGCUGCCUGAGAUGAAUCGGGCGGAUGGUAGGAUCUAG
Messenger RNA from Trichosurus vulpecula (common brushtail), 888 nucleotides. RefSeq names its product transmembrane epididymal protein 1A-like. NCBI's taxonomy places the organism in Eukaryota, Metazoa, Chordata, Mammalia, Diprotodontia, Phalangeridae. The coding region runs from base 1 to 888 and encodes 295 amino acids. The record is from RefSeq and is a predicted model, not a curated record. The transcript has a single exon.